Messenger RNA from Odobenus rosmarus divergens (Pacific walrus), 969 nucleotides. Its product is annotated as olfactory receptor 52B2-like. Gene Ontology annotation, cellular component: membrane. The coding region runs from base 1 to 969 and encodes 322 amino acids. Gene Ontology annotation, molecular function: G protein-coupled receptor activity; olfactory receptor activity. The transcript has a single exon. Lineage: Eukaryota; Metazoa; Chordata; Mammalia; Carnivora; Odobenidae. The record is from RefSeq and is a predicted model, not a curated record. Gene Ontology annotation, biological process: G protein-coupled receptor signaling pathway.
AUGACUCACACCAACCUUACCAUCUUCCAUCCUGUAGUUUUUGUUCUACUGGGCAUCCCUGGGUGGGAGGCUUACCACAUUUGGCUAUCAAUACCCCUCUGCCUCAUGUAUAUCACUGCUGUCCUGGGGAACACCAUCCUGAUAGUGGUCAUCAUCACAGAACAUAAUCUUCAUGAGCCCAUGUACUUCUUCCUCUCUAUGCUGGCCAUCACAGACAUCCUGCUGUCUACCACUACUGUACCCAAAGCUCUAGCCAUCUUUUGGCUCCAUGCCCAUGACAUUGCCUUUGAUGCCUGUGUCACCCAAAUUUUCUUUGUCCAUGUGAUGUUUGUUGGGGAGUCAGCCAUCCUAUUAGCCAUGGCCUUUGACUGCUUUGUGGCCAUCUGUGCCCCCUUUCAUUAUACAACAGUGCUAACAUGGUGUGUUGUGGGAAGAAUUGCUCUGGCCAUUGUCACCCGAAGCUUCUGCAUCAUCUUCCCAGUGAUCUUCUUAUUGAAGCAGCUGCCCUUCUGCCGGACCAACAUCGUCCCCCAUUCCUACUGUGAGCAUAUUGGAGUGGCCUGUUUGUCUUGUGCUGACAUCACCAUUAACAUCUGGUAUGGUUUCUCAGUGCCCAUUGUCAUGGUCAUCUUGGAUGUGAUCCUCAUUGCUGUGUCUUACUCACUGAUCCUCCGAGCAGUGUUUCGUUUGCCCUCCCAAGAUGCCCGGUGCAAGGCUCUCAGCGCUUGCGGCUCCCACCUCUGUGUCAUCCUCAUGUUUUAUGUUCCAGCCUUCUUUACAUUAUUGACCCACCGCUUUGGACAUAACAUUCCUCGACAUGUCCAUAUCCUGCUGGCCAAUCUUUAUGUGGUGGUGCCACCAAUACUCAACCCCAUCGUCUAUGGUGUGAAGACUAAGCAGAUCCGGGAGGGUGUAGCCCACGGGUUCUUUGAUGUCAAGACUUGGUGCUGUGCUUCCCCUCUGGGUUAA